This is a messenger RNA of Exophiala viscosa, 1626 nucleotides long. RefSeq names its product serine/threonine kinase 16. Bases 1 to 1626 code for a protein of 541 amino acids. Lineage: Eukaryota; Fungi; Ascomycota; Eurotiomycetes; Chaetothyriales; Herpotrichiellaceae. Gene Ontology annotation, cellular component: plasma membrane. The transcript is spliced from 4 exons. Gene Ontology annotation, biological process: transmembrane transport. Gene Ontology annotation, molecular function: transmembrane transporter activity. The record is from RefSeq and is a predicted model, not a curated record.
AUGACCGGCCACGACCACCACGAGCAUGGCGCUCAACCUGCGCAUUUGAAGCACAGUCACGCCCACGAAGAGGCUAUUCCAGGAACUGUGAAUUUAAACGCUGCAGAGGGCGACGACACGGGUUAUGGACAGGCUUUGUUCCCUGUGCCUGCCGACGAUCCAAACGAUCCGCUACAAUGGGGCAACUUCAAGAAGACCAUGAUCCUGUGCAUUUGCGCAGCAUAUUCCUUCUUGGGCAAUUCGUCGUUGUUGGGCCCGUCAGUCUACAUCGGCAUCUAUGCUGAGUCAUUUGGCAUCUCUGCUACGAAAGCCUCGGGCUUGAUCUCAUAUCCUAACCUGGCUUAUGGAUUUGGAUCUUUGCUGUUGGUUCCUGCUUACCUGAAAUUUGGACGUCGACCUGUCAUGCUAUUCUCGAUUAUUGCCUUUGCUGCUGGCUUGAUCGGCUCGUCUCAGUGCAACACAUACUCGACAUUGAUGGCGUGUCGAAUCAUCCACGCUUUGGGAUCCGGCGUCUGCGAGGCACUCCCUGUCCAAUUGGUCAACGACAUUUUCUUCCUGCACGAACGGGGUCAACGACUUGGAUAUUACACCGUCUGUCUCUGUCUUGGAGCCACCGGACCUCUCUACGCCGGAUACAUGCUUGCCGGAGGGUACUCAUGGAGGCUCUUUUUCUACGUCGAGUUCGCAUUCGCAUGUGUCUUGUUCAUUUUGGCAUUCUUCUUCGUUGAAGAGACAUACUACAGGAGAGACGAGAUGAAGGCUAGAUUGGGCGCCGCGGUGGAAGCCGGACCGACCGAAAAAAUCGUCGACGCUGAUAUGCAGGAGGUAGCACCAGCCAUUCCCCCCCGAAAGACAUUUGUCGAGACACUCAAACCUUGGGGCGUGUAUGACCGCGAAACACCACUCUUGAUGACGAUGCUGAGAUCUUUCUCCUACUUCUUCGUCCCGUCUGUCUUCUGGGUUAUUUCAACCUACGGUAUCUACAUUGGUUUGGGGGCGUUGGCUUUCAACUACACUUUCCCUAUCAAAAUUGUUGAACCGCCGUACAACUGGAGCCAGACCAAUUCUGGCUUGAUUGCCGUGGGCAACGCCGUUGGCUAUAUUCUCGCCAUCCCUUUCACGACGUCGUCCGACCUUCUGGCAGCCCGCUUGACAAAGAAGAAUGGCGGCAUUCGUGAGGCAGAGAUGCGACUCGGUGUUCUCCUGCCAGCCAUGAUCAUUGGACCCGCAGGCUUGAUUGUAUAUGGCUUUACUGCCGGACAGAACCUGCACUGGUUCGGGUACUUUGCUGGAGUCGCCAUGGUCAACUUCAGCGCCUAUUUCUACUUCACUUUCUCCCUGGCCUACGCUGUGGACAGUUACACUGUCAAUCUGUCAGAAAUGCUAAUCGCGAUGAAUCUGGGCAAGCAGGCAAUCUCAUUCGGUAUCGGCUUCGACCUGCUUACCUGGAUCCUGACGGACGGAUAUAUUACUGUCAUCGCAGGCAUCUUCUGUGGCGUGCUUGCCGCCAAUGAUUUGGCCUUGUUGGUCUUCAUGUUCUUCGGUAAGAAGAUCAGAAUCGCCACGAGCAAAACUUGGUUGGCCAGGAUGCACAAGAGAACGCAGGUUGUUGGGCAGUCGCAUUAG